AAACAAAUCAAUGCUAAAUCCCAAAAAAGGAUAUUAAUUUAACAGCAUUGAUUUAUUAUAUAAGAUUGAUUUAUGCGAAACCGGGAUCAGGUCUCAUUAGCUAACCGUCAUCACAUCCACAUUGCUUUGAAUAGUCUUUCCCUCUGCCACACUCAAACGUUUUGUUCUUUAAGCAGAAAAAAUUGGGGGAAAUCUGGAAUCGAGAACUCUUCAUGGACUUCCGCAGUAGAAGGGUUCAAUUUCUUCUCUUCGCUAUAGGAAUCGUCGCUCUCAGUAUCACAGCGGAAAAAUGUCGGGAACUUGUUGGAGAAGAAGCUGCGUCAAAGAGUGGACAGUUUACAUUCCUGAACUGCUUUGAUAUGAGUUCAGGAACCGUAGCCUGUGCGGUCAAAGAAGGCGUGAAACUCUAUUUCUACAGCAUAAGGUCUAUCCACGUCGAGAAAGCGCGGAACGUCGCCAUCGAGAAAGCCUUGCACGAGGCGUUGGUAAAAGGCAUGGCUGCGAACGAAGCAGCCAAAGACGCUCAGAACGCGGGCGCGAAAGCGGCUAAAAUGGCGACACGGCAAGCGAAACGGAUCAUAGGACCGAUCGUAGCAGCCGGGUGGGAUUUCUUCGAGGCGCUUUACUUUGGAGGGACGUUGACCGAAGGGUUCUUGCGUGGCUCGGGAACUUUAGUCGGUGCUUAUUCGGGAGGGUAUGUGGGAGAGCAGAGGUUUGGGAGAUUCGGUUAUCUUGUGGGAAGUCACUUGGGGAAUUGGAUCGGUGCAAGAGUUGGACUGAUGGUUUAUGAUGUUGUUAAUGGGGUGAAUUUCUUUCUUGAGGCUUAUCAAUCUGGAGAAAGUUAUGAGGAUAAGUCUACUUAUGAAACUGAGGAGAAUCAGUCGACAUUUGAAACUUCUGAGGAGGAUCAGUCUACGUAUAAAACUUCUGAGGAGGAUCAGUCUACGUAUGAAACUUCUGAGGAUCAGUCUACAUAUGAAACUCCAAGUUACGAGCUGUAGAAGCUUCCUGGAUUGACCAUGGCCUAGGAAGCUUUUGAAGAUGAAUAGAUUUGCUCUAGAAGAUUCUGGAAUGUUUGUUUGUGAUACGUUUGACAUAGUUGUAUAGACCAAAAGAGUUCCAACAUUGCUUAUUUAAAGUUAUAAUUUGUUCCUGUUUGA
Molecule: messenger RNA, 1160 nt
Organism: Brassica napus (rape)
Lineage: Eukaryota; Viridiplantae; Streptophyta; Magnoliopsida; Brassicales; Brassicaceae
Exons: 2
Coding region: 213-1001 (262 amino acids)
Source: RefSeq, a predicted model, not a curated record